Messenger RNA from Magallana angulata, 4027 nucleotides. RefSeq lists its product as uncharacterized. NCBI's taxonomy places the organism in Eukaryota, Metazoa, Mollusca, Bivalvia, Ostreida, Ostreidae. The transcript is spliced from 5 exons. Gene Ontology annotation, molecular function: cysteine-type deubiquitinase activity. The coding region runs from base 144 to 3335 and encodes 1063 amino acids. Gene Ontology annotation, biological process: protein deubiquitination. The record is from RefSeq and is a predicted model, not a curated record.
UGUUGUAAAGCUAAAACGGAAGAAAUAAGGAAGAUGUUGCACAAAAAAUGUUGAACAAGGAAGUUUUAGGAGCAAAAUUGAACUAUCUCCAAGUAGGGAACAUAAAUUUCAUGUAAGAAAAUUGCUAUCUAAUAUUUGACUGAAUGAAAAUGACAUCGCAUAGAAAUAUAACACAAUUCAUUGAGAAGAAUGUAUGCAGAAAUGUGUUGGAUGGACUGUGGACACCGAAUGAUAAUGAAGAGCAGUCCAUAGAAUUUAUUUACACAAAUUCAUUAAUGGAACUACAAAGUAAUGAAAAUGUGAAAGAGAGCACUAACAAAACAUCAAAAUCUUUUGAUCAAACAGUUGAAGGUGUAAAAAACUUUCGUAAAGAAAAUUCAGAUGAACAACCUUUUUUGAAAACUGGACAGCAAGAACUUCCUCGUGAUUGUGAAGUUGAAAAGAAAGAGGAACCCAGCGUAGGUAUAAUGGCAGACAUAGAUGACAUAGACUAUUUUGAUAGCGAUGAAGAGUUAAUGGAAAAAAACGAUGUGAACUAUGCCGAAAAAGACUUGCAAUUUAUCUUUGAUGGAGUGAUCACGAAAGCCGACUCUAGUGAAGGAAGAUAUAGUGAAGGUUUAGACACAUAUAAAAACAUGCCGAUUUAUAAAAGAUCAAUACAGAAGUUUGCCAGUGAUAACGGUUUUGAAAUACAUGACAUUAUUCCUGACGGAAACUGCAUGUUUCGGUCGCUUUCUGACCAGUUUAUGAUAAAUGGAUGCAUGGGGUGCAGCGCAGAACAUCUACGAUAUGUUGCCGUUCAAUACUUAAGGGAACACCCAUUUAUAGAGGAAAGUCAUCAUAGACAGUCUUUUCUGUGUAAAGAAACUUGGGAUGAUUAUCUCCAACGAAUGUCAAAGGACAAAGAAUGGGGAGAUCAUCUAGUUCUCCAGGCUGUCGUUGAUGCUUUCGACAUCCAUAUCACUGUAAUUAAUGUUUUUCAGUAUGAUGUUAGACGAACAAUUCUUCAACCAGAGUCUAACGCUAAAAGAAGACGCAUACGUAUUUUCCUUGGACACAUUGGAGAAUUCCAUUAUUUGAGUCUGCGACCAAGGGACUGGCGCCAUCAAUGGCCUUUUAAAUCAAUUCUGUGCAGAAUACUUGCUUGUUCUCGACACUUCUCCCCGUCAGCAAGACUAGACAUUAUAAGAAACAAAUUUGGAGAAAUCAAAGCGGGUAAAACACUGUCGGAAGAAGAAUAUACAGACAGAAUCGGAACUCACACUGAAAAUUUCCGCACAAACAGUACCGAGUCCACGGAUUGUUUUGAAGAAAAUCAUGGAGAUAAUAUGUACCUUGAAAUAUAUUCUAUAAAUGAGUCAGAACUCCAAGCAACGUCAGAAACUACAGUUAGCAGUUUAUUAGAUCCAAUGAAUAUAGAUGAUGUUACCGGGAUUCCGUUCUUCCAUCUUUCUUAUAUAUUUAAACAACUUUUUCUAAACCGUCUCAUUAACCCGUACAUAGGGAUGAAUGUCCCGCUGUUGUACCAUAAUGUGUGUAUCGUAUUUCUCGGAUCAAAUGCAACAGGAAUGGAUGUUUAUUUAAAAGAUAUAAGCAAAUUGCAAGAAAAAAGGGAUUUUUAUAACACCCAUCGCCAAAAACAAGUGCUCUCAGCUGCCAUUUGCCCGAAAGAUAUUCUUGUUAAACAUACUGAAGGUAGCCGUUACCCUAAAGUAUCCUUUUAUGCUGACUCUUCCAGGACACAUUCAGGUUAUAGUCACAUUAAGGUUCCAUAUAACGAAGUUGUGACGCCUGGACAAGAGGUUGUAAAAAGGGACAAUGAAAUCUAUCUCAGAGAUUUAAAUAUACCAACAGCCCCUCCAAACUUAAAUCUUCCCAAAAACAUCAGUGUGAAAUAUAUUAGUUUGUUGUGUGACACAUUCCCUCCACAUGCACAGGUAUGGAUGAAACGAGAGCGACAAUUUUCUUUCCCUUCGGAAAGGCUUGUGCAACGAAUUCUAAGUCGGAGAUGUUUAUUAAUAAAGAAAGCACACCCACAGAGUAGAGAUCCAGACAUUGAGUGGAAGUACGAUUUUUCAUUAGCUGAACAAGAGAUGUUCAUGACUGGACUGACCGAACAUCAAAUAUAUGGAUUCCAUGUGUUUAAAGUCCUUACUGAAAAUGCAACAUUUCAUAUGUCAAAAAAAUUAAAAUAUAGCCAUUUGAUUGCUGUAUAUUUCAAAGCUUUGGAAGAUAUUCCUGUUGAAUUGUGGGAAACAAAUGUCAGUGGGUGUUUGCUCUUUGUCACAAGCUCCUUAGUAGCCCGUUUAAAAGCAAGGCAUCUUCCUCACUAUUUCAUGUCUUCGUUUAAUCUUAUAGAGAGCUUUUCACCAGAGGAGAUCAACGAGAUCUGUGUAAAUAUUGAAUGUAUCCGUAUGUUUCCAUUGACUGUUAUACAAAUAACAGCUGAAAACCAUGGUUAUAAUUUUGCUGAAAAUUUGAUAAGGAUGGUUCUUAAAGACUGCAAAGAUUUUAAAGAAAACAGAGAUUCGAUAACAUUAUUCACCGAAGCAUUUAUGCCAGGAACUGUCGGUUCCAUGAAGGUGUACACCAGGCUUGGUUUUUACAACAGUGCAUUAGAUAUUUUCAGAUACCUCUAUGAGCAGAUGCUCUUUCUUCGAAUGUCGGACGGUAGCUGUGAAAUUCCUAGUUGUCUGGAUACAUUUGAGAAAAUAUUAGAAAGCUUUCACCAAAGAUCUACUCGUAUCAUUCUUGCAAGAUUAUUUGACAAAAAAUUUGCAACUAAUAUUUUAAGCAAAGUCGUCGAUAAGCGUGCAACAUUUGCAAAAGAUAUCCUUCCCUGGAAACCAUAUUUUCAAAUGGAAUGGAUGGAAAUUCCAAAACAAAUGGAUACUGACUUAAACUCGUUGGCAGAUUAUUUCUUUUCUUGUAGUAUAAAAGAAAGUGAUAAAAGAAAUAGAAUCCUUGCAACUGUAACAUUAGAGACAGCUAUAGCUUGUGUGCAAAAAUCUAUUGAAAUGGAUGCAAUUAAUUGUGAUGAAAUAGAAGACCAAAGUCUGAAAGAAGAAAUAACAGCUCAAAAAGAACAGCAUUUGUUAGUCCUCCGUGGGAAGCUGCGCGAGUUUUACAUUUCUCUUUAUGAUAUUUCACUGCUGUUCUUAACAUUUUCCCCCUUAGAUAAACACAUGAAUGAGAUUGAAAAACUAUGCAUCGAGCUACCAGAAAUGGCACAUUAUGCCAUUAACAUGUUUACAUAUUUGAAAAAUGAAGAAAAAGCUAACGAGUACAGACAAAAAAUUAUAACGAAAAAAGAUAGCGAUAUGAUAACACAUUAAAUUGUUUUUAAAAAAAGGAUGAAACCUGAUCUACCCCCGCCUUCAAGAACAGACAUUUUGCACUGUAGGUAAAAUGCAGAUGGUAAAAAGUGAUCAGCUUGAAUAUGCAUUUUUAUAUUGCAGUCCUAAUUUAAAGGAAGAGAAUUGAACUAUAUGAUCAGGAAACGCUAUGUUUUAGAGGUCCAUGGUUGCCUAUUCAUUGCUCUUAUUUACGAAAAUAUCGCUGUCUAUACGGAAUAGAAAAAUGCUUUCUAAGCUUUAUUUCCUUGUCUGUUUGAAAAUAUGAAUAUCACACGUAUAUGAAUAUACCAUUGUAAAUUAAUGAAUACCAUGUGGAAUUUCUCUUUGCAUGCUCUAUAUAUUGCCCUACUGGUAGCUCAAUAAUGCUUAUUCUUUAGUGCUUGUAACUUACACAUUUCUUCGUGCUUUAGAAUUUCCCUCCAUAUCUGCAUUCUAGCAUCACAAAUAUAUGUUAUUAACUUAUCACUAUAAAAGAUAUAUCUUGCAGAUAUCUUUCCUUAUCAAAAAAUUGCCAUUGGGUACUUCAUUUCUAGGAUGUUCUCCUUCAAAUUGUACUUAUUCAACUUUGCAGACAAAUUAUAAUCAAUCCACUCGUUAUCUUAUAAAUGGUUAUGAAAUUUUAUGUUUUCCUGUUAUUUUCAAUAUAACUUUUCUCCUUUUCCUAAUUUUUG